Aspergillus terreus NIH2624 is the source of this 1251-nucleotide messenger RNA. Its product is annotated as M20 family metallopeptidase. The transcript is spliced from 4 exons. Gene Ontology annotation, molecular function: dipeptidase activity. The record is from RefSeq and is a predicted model, not a curated record. Lineage: Eukaryota; Fungi; Ascomycota; Eurotiomycetes; Eurotiales; Aspergillaceae. Bases 1 to 1251 code for a protein of 416 amino acids.
AUGCGCCUCCCUCAGUCACAAAUGCGCUUCAUCGAAAGCGUGCAAGAUGCACUUCGCAAGUAUGAUGACCAGCUGAAGGACAUCAACAACAAAAUCUGGUCAAAUCCCGAACUGGCCUACGAAGAAUAUGAAGCCCACAACAACAUCUGCACCAUGUUCGAGAGCCUACAAUCCGAAGGCUACCGCGUCCGCCGCAGCGCCUACGACCUCAAGACCGCGCUCGAAGUCGAGUACGUGCACGGCUCAGGCGGCCGCGUCAUUGCGUUCAACGCCGAAUACGACGCCCUCCCCGGCAUCGGCCACGCCUGCGGACACAACCUGAUCGCGACCAGCUCCAUCGCGGCCUUCAUUGCCACCUGCGAAGCGCUGAAGACCCAGUACAGCGAGGGCCCCGGCUUUACGGUUCGUCUCAUCGGCACCCCGGCGGAAGAAUCCGGCGGCGGCAAGGUGAAGCUCCUGGAGAAAGGCGCCUACAAAGAUGUCGACGCCUGUCUCAUGGUGCACCCGGCGCCCAUCGUGUCCAACGAUCCGCAGCUGCUGAGCAUGGCCACCGUCCGACCGGGCGGCUUCCUGGCCAACGACAAGGUGCGCGUGACGUUCACGGGCAAGCCGGCACACGCGGCGGCGGCGCCCUGGGAGGGAGUCAACGCGCUGGAUGCGGUGGUCGCUGCGUACGUCAACAUCGCGCUCCUGCGACAGCAGAUUCUGCCGCAGGAGAAGAUCCACGGAGUCAUUACGAAGGGCGGCGACCGACCGAAUGUCAUUCCCUGGUCGACCAGCGUGGAUUACUAUAUCCGCUCGCCCAGUAUCAAGACCCUGAAGCCGCUGACUGAAAAGGUCAUCAAGUGCUUCGAAGCCGCGGCCACGGCGACGGGGUGCAAGGUGGAAUUCGACUGGGGCAUUUCGUACGCGGACUUAAAGACGAAUACGCCCAUCUGCGACAGCUACGUCUCCGCUAUGCGGGUAAUGGGCCACCAUGUCGUGUUUGACAACACGGGAAAGGACAGCCUGCUCGGCGGAGGGUCUACUGAUAUGGGCAAUGUCUCCUAUGCUGUCCCUGGGUUCCAUGGAAUGUUCUCCAUCCCCACUGACGGGGUCAACCACACACCUGAAUUCACUGGCGGCGCCGGAUCGGCAGAGGGUUAUCAGCGCUGUAUCUCCUGUGCCGCGGGAAUGGCCGUCGUGGCGUGUCAGUUCCUCGUAGAUGACGAGUUUGCCGAUAAGGUCAAGCAAGACUUCCAGCGGGAAUAG